GAAACCGAAAGUAUGAGAGAAAAGCUCCACGUUCUUUCCGUUUUGUUUUCUGGUGUGAGUUUUUGGGUCACAGUGGAUUCAAAAUCAUCUGAAAACAAGUAAAACUUUUAAAGUGCGCCCUGCUGCCUGCGCACUCCUCUGUUAGCUCAUCCAUUAUCCGUCCAAGUGAACAAACAUGUCGGUUCAAAAGCUGCUCCUCCAGACUCUGGAAAACAUGACCAAUGACAACUUUAAAACAUUUAAAUGGUACCUGAAUUUGGAGAUCCCAAGGGGUCAUACACCAAUUCCCAAGUCUCAACUAGAGGGAGCUACUCGGGAAGAGGUUGUGACUAAGAUGACAGAGAGCUAUGGUCAAGACAAGGCUGUGGCGAUAACCAUAGAGGUCCUGAAGGAACAGGGCCUCAAUGGUACUGCAGAGGAGUUAAGGAACGCUUAUGUAGGGGAGAUUACACCUGCACCCUCCGGUACAUCUUCAAGCGCCAACUCAUCUGCUGUGAUUCCUGCUCCUAUGGUAUCUGCUCAGGGAGGAAGCGUGAUAGUUGCCCCGACGAUCCAGGGUGGUGCCACUGGAUCAUGGAACAUAACCAUCAACAAGUCGUAGCUAAUCUCUGGAUCAUCCAAAGGAUGACCUCGGUAGAAAAAAACAUUAAAGUAUUUGCAAGUCACAAAAAUGUGAUCACAUUAAAAAAAAGUGUAUCUAAUAACUUCAACGGAUGAAUCAAAUUUUGUCGAGAAAGACUGUAAAUCUCACAUUUAAACUUAAAAAGGGUCUUGUGUUUAUUAAAAAAACAUUACAUUUCCUGGA
Messenger RNA from Nothobranchius furzeri (turquoise killifish), 805 nucleotides. RefSeq names its product pyrin. NCBI's taxonomy places the organism in Eukaryota, Metazoa, Chordata, Actinopteri, Cyprinodontiformes, Nothobranchiidae. The record is from RefSeq and is a predicted model, not a curated record.